Hyphopichia burtonii NRRL Y-1933 is the source of this 741-nucleotide messenger RNA. RefSeq lists its product as uncharacterized. Gene Ontology annotation, biological process: inositol phosphoceramide metabolic process. The transcript is spliced from 2 exons. The record is from RefSeq and is a predicted model, not a curated record. Gene Ontology annotation, cellular component: Golgi membrane; inositol phosphoceramide synthase complex. Lineage: Eukaryota; Fungi; Ascomycota; Pichiomycetes; Serinales; Debaryomycetaceae. The coding region runs from base 1 to 741 and encodes 246 amino acids. Gene Ontology annotation, molecular function: inositol phosphoceramide synthase regulator activity.
AUGACUCUUGCUUCUAGCUUGGUGAAAAUCUUACCACAAAAAUUUAUUGGUCUCAUACCUCUUUAUAUUGGGGUUGAAUUGAUUUUGGGGGUAGCCAUUCUUAAUAAGGCCGGUGGUAUUUAUGGUGUUUUAUCUUUAUUCACUGGUCAUCCAAUCAACUUUUGGCAAUGGCUUUAUAAUUUUUUAAAUAUUUUAGUAUUACCAUUUUAUAUCUCAGGGAUGCUUAACUUGAAAAACAGAGCAAAUAAUGCUAGAAAACUCUCCUUAACAUGUUUGGUUUAUAUUAUAGAUACAGUUGUUGGAGUCUUAUAUACUAUCUAUUUCAUUUAUUUUUGGUUUAGCCGUGAAGACAACAAUCCUACCGCUGUACCAGGAUACUCUAGUGGUACCAAAGUUGAAUCUGCAAUCGAUACCGCCAUCAAAGGGGCAGCAGUUGAAAAGAGAGAUAAAGCGGCCAGCGCAUUAUCGUCCCAAUCUGCUUCGCCUGGAAGAGAAUUAUUCCUUACCGUAAGUACCAUAUUAGUUGUCACCACCAUUAGAUUUUACUCAACUUUGGUUGUCUUGGCCUUCACCAAAGCUCUACUCAAACAAGACGCAAAUGCUCAAAGGUACGAUAGUACCACCGAUACCGAAGUCGAAGAGCUUUUAAAAUCCAAUAAGACCUUGAAAACAAAAAUUAAGUUAUACAUAUAUGAUUUAGAAAUUAAAUCAAAAGAAAUCUUACGUGAUUACUUUCUUUGA